UUGGAACUAAAAAUACGUUACCAUGAAUGCUGGAGUUUUUUUGCUGAUGUUAUUUGUGCGGGUGUACGCGGAAAAUUUGGAAGGACCAACAGGUUGUACGUUUGAGGAGGACUCGGACCCGGGCCUGUGUGAGUACCGCCAGAGCCAGGAGGACGACUUUGAUUGGCAGCUGGUCCACUCCUACAGCUGGCUACAUGCGCCCUCCGACCUGCUACGAGGCUCCUAUAUGAUGGUGAACUCCUCCCAGCAUGCACCAGGCCAGCGUGGUCACCUCCUGCUGCGCUCGCUGAGUGAGAACGACACCCACUGCGUCCAGUUCAGCUACUUCCUGUACAGCCGCGACGGCCACAGUCCCGGGACGCUGCGCGUGUACAUUCGUGUCAACGGCGGGCCCCUGGGAAACCCCGUUUGGAACAUCAGCGGAGCGCACGGACGCAAGUGGCACCUGGCAGAGCUGGCCGUCAGCACCUUCUGGCCCAGUGAAUACCAGGUUGUGUUUGAAGCGGAGGUGUCUCCUGAGCGUAAGGGCUACAUCGCGCUGGAUGACAUCGUGCUGCUCAAUUACCCUUGCAACAAGGUGCCUCGGUUCUCCAGGCAGGGAGACGUGGAGGUGAACGCUGGUCAGAACGCCUCCUUCCAGUGUGUUGCUACGGGCCGUGCCAUGGACACAGACUCCUUCUACCUGGAGAGGCGCAACGGUGCCCUGAUGGAGCCGGCGUCGGUGGGUUGGCGUCAGGGCCGCUGGGUGGCGCUGUUCCAGGUGGAGGCGGCCCAGAGGGGCGAGCAGGACCUCUACCGCUGCAUCACGCAGUCACCACGCGGGGCCGCCGUCUCCAACUUCGGGGAGCUCAUCGUUAGAGUGCCCCCCACCCCCAUCGCGCCUCCGCAGCUGUUGCGUGCCGGCCCCACCUACCUCAUCAUCCAGCUCAACAUCAACUCCAUCGUGGGCGACGGGCCGGUGUUCCGGCGCGAAGUCGAGUACCGCGCCAGCCACUCCCCCUGGACGGAGACGCACAGCGUGGGAUCGCUCACCUACAAGGUCUGGCACCUGGAGCCCGACACGGAGUACCGCAUCAGCGUUCUGCUGUCCCGACCCGGGGAGGGGGGAACCGGGCCGCCAGGACCACCACUCAUCAGCAGGACCAAAUGCGCUGAGCCGAUGCGUGCCCUGAGGGGCCUGACUGCUACGGAUAUCCAGCCUCGCCAGCUGUCUCUGCAGUGGGAGCCUCUGGGAUACAACCUGACACGCUGCCACACCUACACACUCUCCCUCUGCUACAGGUAUGCUGUCAAUGCUAAUGGCAACGGCGUUGGCCUGGGAGGGACAAACAGCACGGUAAGCGAGUGUGUGGAGCUGGAGAGGAACACGUCCCACCAUACGCUGAGGGAGCUGCCGCCGUUUCGCACCGUCAACGUUCACCUGGUGCUGGCCAAUCCGGAGGGGAGGAAGGACGGCCGAGAGGUCACCUUUCAGACAGAGGAGGACAUUCCUGGAGGUAUUGCCCCUGAGUCAUUGAGCUUCACUCAGUUGGACGACAUGAUCUUCCUGAAGUGGGAGGAGCCAGUGGAACCAAAUGGACUCAUUACACAAUAUGAGAUCAGCUACCAGAGUAUCGAGUCGUCUGACCCUAGCGUCAAUGUUCCUGGUCCUCGUCGCAUAAUUUUCAAGCUGCGUAACGAGACAUACCACAUGUUCUCUGGACUCCACCACGGAACCACCUAUCUGGUCUCUGUCCGCGCACGCACCUCCAAGGGGUUCGGCCAAACCGCACUCACCGAGAUCACCACCAACAUAUCAGCUCCUGCAUUUGACUAUGAGGAUGCCCCCUCUCCACUCAGUGAAUCAGAGAGCACCAUCACCGUUGUGUUGCGCCCAGCAAUGGGCAGAGGAGCACCCGUCAGUGCAUACCACGUGGUGGUGGUGGAGGAUGAUGGCUCGCGUAAGGUGCGCAGGAGGGAGCUGGGGGGCGGCCAGGGGGGCGACUGCUUUCCUCUGGCCCUGUCCCAUAGCGAGGCGCAGGCCAGGGGGGCGCCCCACUACUACACGGCCGAGCUGACCCCCGACAGCCUGCCCGAGGCUGCCGAGUUCACCGUGGGAGACAACCACACCUACAACGGCUACUGGAACUCACCGCUCGACCCCUCCAAGAACUACCUCAUCUACUUCCAGGCAGCCAGCAACUUCAAAGGGGAGACUCGUAUCAACUGUGUCCAGAUUGCACGCAAAGCAGCGUGUAAAGACCAUAAGAGGGCGCUGGAGGUGUCUCAGCACACAGAGGAGAUGGGCCUGAUCCUGGGGGCCUGUGCAGGGGGCCUGGUGGUACUCAUCCUACUACUAGGGGCCAUCGUCAUCAUCAUCAAGAAAGGGAGGAAAAAGGUGAACAUGAACAAGGCGGCGAUGGCGUACCGCCAGGACAAGAACAGGAAGUUGGGAUCGCUAGACUGCAGCAUGACGGAGCAGAGCACUCUACAGCAAGACGAACGCACCGCACACUCCUUCAUGGACAUGCAGACAAGUACACGCAAUGAGCAGCGUAGCUCAGUGAAUGAGUCGAGUAGCCUGCUGGGUCGCCACUGCCGCCGCAAGAGCUCCCCCUACCACACGGGGCAGCUGCACCCCGCCGUGCGCGUGGCUGACCUGCUGCAGCACAUCAACCAGAUGAAGACGUCAGAGGGAUACGGCUUCAAGCAGGAGUACGAGAGUUUUUUUGAUGGCUGGGAUGUGACGAAGAAGAAAGAUAAAACCAAGGGAAGACAUGACACAAUCCUCAAUCAUGACCAUGACCGUGUGAAACUCCACUCUCUCCUGGAUGACCCCAACUCUGACUAUGUCAACGCUAACUACAUUGAUGGCUACCAGCGCUCAAACCACUACAUUGCGACCCAGGGCCCUAAGCAGGACAUGAUCUAUGACUUCUGGAGGAUGGUGUGGCAGGAGAACUGCUUCAGCAUCGUCAUGAUCACCAAGCUGGUGGAGGUCGGCAGGAUGAAGUGCUACAAGUACUGGCCUGAUGACAGUGAGCUGUAUGGCGACAUCAAGAUCACACUGCUGAAGACAGAAACCCUCGCGGAGUACACCGUCCGCACCUUCGCCAUGGAGAGGAGAGGCUACCCAGCGAAGCAUGAGGUGUGCCAGUUCCACUUCACGUCGUGGCCGGAGCACGGGGUGCCGCACCACGCCACCGGCCUGCUGGCCUUCCUGCGCAGGGUCAAGGCCUCCACUCCCCCCGACGCCGGCCCAGUGGUGGUCCACUGCAGUAUGGGAGCUGGCCGGACAGGCUGUUACAUCGUGCUGGACGUGAUGCUGGACAUGGCUGAGUGUGAGGGCGUGGUGGAUAUCUACAACUGUGUGAAAACACUCUGCUCUCGAAAGAUUAACAUGAUACAGACAGAGGAGCAGUAUGUGUUCAUCCACGAGGCCAUCCUGGAGGCGUGUCUGUGUGGGGAGACGGCCAUCCCCGUCAGCGAGUUUGCCCUGACCUACAAGGACAUGCUGCGGGUGGACACCCAGAGCAACACCUCCCAGCUGAAGGAGGAGUACCAGACUCUGAACUCGGUGACGCCCCACCUGGACGUGGAGGAGUGCAGCGUGUCUCUGUUGCCUGGUAACCGCGAUAAGAACCGCAGCAUGGACGUGCUGCCGCCGGACCGCGCGCUGGCCUUCCUCGUGGGCGACGACGGCAACUUUGGCGUUUGCCCCGGCGACAGCAUCAACAGCGUCACCAACACAAACACCUACAUCAACGCGGCGCUGAUGGACAGCUUCCUGCGUCCCUCGUCCUUCCUGGUGACGCCGCACCCGCUGCCCGGCACCACCACAGACUUCUGGAGACUCGUCUACGACUACGCCGCCACCUCCGUGGUCAUGCUCAACAUGCUCAACCAGUCCAACUCCGCAUGGCCCUGCAUACAGUACUGGCCUGAGUCUGGCACGCAGCACUUUGGACCAAUGACAGUGGAGCUCUUGUCUCGCACAGGCGAUGAAGAUGUCAUCAUCCGUCUGUUCCGCGUCAAGAACGUCACAAGGCUACAGGAGGGGUCCUUGGUGGUGCGUCAUUUCCAGUUCCAGCGCUGGUCACCCUACAGGGACGUGCCUGACUCCAAGAAGGCCUUCCUCAACCUGCUGGCCAUGGUCCACAACUGGCAGAGGGAUUGCGUAGAUGGACGUAUGGUGGUGCACUGCCUAAAUGGAGGCGGUCGCAGUGGGACGUUCUGUGCCUGCAGUAUCCUGAUGGAGAUGAUCAGCCAUCAAAGCUUAGUGGACGUCUUCUACGCCGCCAAGACACUACGCAACUCCAAGCCCAACAUGGUGGAGACCAUGGAGCAGUACCACUUCUGCUACGAGCUGGUUCUUGAGUACCUGGAGUGCCUGGAGGCCAGAUAG
Messenger RNA from Engraulis encrasicolus (European anchovy), 4384 nucleotides. RefSeq names its product receptor-type tyrosine-protein phosphatase U-like. Gene Ontology annotation, cellular component: membrane. The record is from RefSeq and is a predicted model, not a curated record. NCBI's taxonomy places the organism in Eukaryota, Metazoa, Chordata, Actinopteri, Clupeiformes, Engraulidae. The coding region runs from base 23 to 4384 and encodes 1453 amino acids. Gene Ontology annotation, biological process: protein dephosphorylation. Gene Ontology annotation, molecular function: protein binding; protein tyrosine phosphatase activity. The transcript is spliced from 30 exons.